CACACACACACAGUGAGAGAGAUUGCUAGAGCCUCCUCCAGAAAGCAGCAUCAGUCUGAGAGGAUCCGUCACAAACAGCAGCAGAGGCUCUCGUCUGCUCCGUCCAUGGGCUUGAGCGGCGCCGGCGUCCCUGGACUCUGGAUCUGCUCCGUCUCUGACCGCACACUCGUCCAGGAUGAGCUGUAAGGUGGCACUGUGGCUGCUGCUCGCCGGCCUGCUGUGUCUCGCCUCCGCCGGCCGUAAAACCCGACCGCAGGGAUCCAUCCCGUCGCCCUACAAGACCAACUCCAACACCUCCGACCGGCGCGCUCGCAAACAGGAAGUGCUGGCCUCCAGCCAGGAAGCUCUGGUGGUGACAGAGCGCAAGUACCUGAAGAGCGACUGGUGCAAGACACAGCCGCUGCGGCAGACGGUCAGUCAGGAGGGCUGCAAGAGCCGCACCGUCAUCAACCGCUUCUGCUACGGCCAGUGCAACUCCUUCUACAUCCCGCGGCACGUCAGGAAGGAGCAGGAGUCCUUCCAGUCCUGCGCCUUCUGCAGGCCGCAGCGCUUCACCAGCCUCACCGUGGAGCUCGACUGCCCCGACCUGCAGCCGGACAUCCGCUAUCGCAAGAUCCAGCGCGUCAAGCACUGCCGCUGCAUGUCCGUCAGCGUGUCCGAGUCUGGGAAACAGUGAGAUCCUGACCACGUUUCACUGGAAACACCUGCUGCUAAUCUGAGCUGAAAGACUGCAAGGCUUCAGCAUGCCAUCUUAAUUCUGUCCUGCUGGACACUGGUCAAUAUCAGCCACCACUGGUCACUGUCGGUCACCAUUGGUCUCCUACGGUCUCCAUCAGUCACCGUUGGUCACUAUCGGUCAUCAGCAGACAUUAUCGGUCACUACUGGUCUCCACUGGUC
This is a messenger RNA of Sinocyclocheilus anshuiensis, 898 nucleotides long. RefSeq names its product gremlin 2, DAN family BMP antagonist b (gene grem2b). Bases 176 to 676 code for a protein of 166 amino acids. Lineage: Eukaryota; Metazoa; Chordata; Actinopteri; Cypriniformes; Cyprinidae. The transcript is spliced from 2 exons. Gene Ontology annotation, biological process: animal organ morphogenesis. The record is from RefSeq and is a predicted model, not a curated record. Gene Ontology annotation, molecular function: receptor ligand activity; BMP binding.